AUGUCAACGACGAACCGCUUAAACGUGGUCCCAACGGUCACGGUCCUCGCCGUGGUCAAAAACCGCCUCAUCGGCGCCCAACGCGGGUAUAAACUGCUCAAGAAAAAAGCCGACGCCUUGUCUCUCCGCUAUCGACAAAUCCUAAAGAAGAUCGUCCAAACGAAACUCUCCAUGGGCGAGAACAUGAAAUCCGCGUCGUUCGCGUGGACGGAAGCGAAAUACGUCGGUGGAGAUGGGAUUAAACACACGGUUUUAGAUUCCGUGGAUGGGAAAGCGGAGAUUCGAGUGCGAGCGUACGCGGAUAACGUCGCUGGGGUGAAGAUUCCGAAGUUUAACGCCUGCGGGAGUGGGAGCUUGAUAGGAGCGAGCGGAGGAGGAUCGGGCGAAACAGGAACGACGACGGCGACGACGGAGAGUAAGAGCGAAUUGACCGGGUUAGGAAGAGGCGGGAAACAGAUUCAAAAGUGUAAAAAAGCGUACAAAGAGGCGUUGCAAACGCUCGUGGAACUCGCGAGUUUACAGACGGCGUUUUUAACGCUCGAUCAGGCGAUUAAAACGACCAACAGACGCGUAAACGCGUUGGAGAACGUAGUCACGCCGAGGUUGGAGAAUACGGUGAGUUACAUUAAAGGGGAGUUGGACGAGUUGGAGAGAGAGGAAUUUUUUCGGUUGAAGAAAGUGCAAGCGAAGAAGAAGAAAGACGCGAAGGAGAGAGAGGAGAAGGAGGAAUCGCUGAGUAAAGGAGAAGGGGUGGUCAAAGGCGAAGGCGGGAGCGGCGCCGGUCCGGUUGGGAAUUUGAUCGAUUUCGCCAACGAAAAGGACGAGGAUUUGUUGUUUUAG
This is a messenger RNA of Bathycoccus prasinos, 840 nucleotides long. RefSeq names its product vacuolar ATP synthase subunit D. The coding region runs from base 1 to 840 and encodes 279 amino acids. The record is from RefSeq and is a predicted model, not a curated record. The transcript has a single exon. Gene Ontology annotation, cellular component: vacuolar membrane; proton-transporting V-type ATPase complex. NCBI's taxonomy places the organism in Eukaryota, Viridiplantae, Chlorophyta, Mamiellophyceae, Mamiellales, Bathycoccaceae. Gene Ontology annotation, molecular function: proton-transporting ATPase activity, rotational mechanism.